This is a messenger RNA of Rattus rattus (black rat), 2254 nucleotides long. RefSeq names its product complement C1s subcomponent-like. Gene Ontology annotation, cellular component: extracellular region. Gene Ontology annotation, molecular function: serine-type endopeptidase activity. The record is from RefSeq and is a predicted model, not a curated record. Gene Ontology annotation, biological process: proteolysis; complement activation. NCBI's taxonomy places the organism in Eukaryota, Metazoa, Chordata, Mammalia, Rodentia, Muridae.
GAAUGCACAGACUUUACAGAUGUCCCUUGCAGCCACUUCUGCAAUAACUUCAUUGGUGGAUACUUCUGCUCCUGUCCCCCAGAAUACUUCCUCCAUGAUGACAUGAGGAAUUGUGGGGUCAACUGUAGUGGGGAUGUAUUCACUGCCCUGAUUGGGGAGAUCGCAAGUCCCAAUUAUCCCAACCCAUACCCGGAGAACUCAAGGUGUGAAUACCAGAUUCGGCUGCAGGAGGGCUUCCGACUGGUGUUGACUAUCCAGAGAGAAGAUUUUGAUGUGGAACCAGCUGACUCAGAGGGGAACUGCCAUGACAGUUUAACUUUUGCUGCAAAAAUCCAACAGUUUGGUCCUUACUGUGGCAAUGGAUUCCCUGGACCACUAACUAUUUAAACCCAGAGCAAUACUCUUGAUAUUGUCUUUCAAACUGACCUAACAGGGCAAAAUAAAGGCUGGAAGCUUCGUUACCAUGGAGAUCCCAUCCCCUGUCCCGAAGAAAUUAGUGCUAAUUCUAUCUGGGAGCCCGAAAAGGCAAAAUAUGUGUUCAAAGAUGUCGUGAAGAUAACCUGUGUGGAUGGAUUUGAAGUUGUGGAGGGAAAUGUUGGCUCAACAUCAUUCUAUUCCACUUGUCAAAGCAACGAACAGUGGAGCAAUUUCAGGCUAGAGUGUCAACCUGUGGACUAUGGUGUUCCAGAACCCAUUGAGAACGGUAAAGUUGAAGACCCAGAAGAGACUGUAUUCGGCUCCGUCAUCCACUACACGUGCGAAGAGCUAUAUUACUACAUGGAACAUGAAGAAGGCAGACAGUAUCACUGCGCUGCUAAUGGGAGCUGGGUGAAUGACCAGCUGGGUGUCGAACUUCCAAAAUGUAUUCCAGUCUGUGGAGUACCCACUGAGCCCUUUAAAGUACAGCAGAGGCUAUUUGGAGGAUACUCUACAAAGAUUCAAAAUUUUCCUUGGCAGGUCUACUUUGAGUCCCCCCGAGGUGGCGGGGCUCUUAGAUGGGUGCUGACAGCCGCUCACGUUGUGGAGGGAAACUCUGACCCAGUGAUGUAUGUCGGGUCCACAUUUCUGAAAAUAGAGCAGUUGAGAAAUGCCCAGAGGCUCAUCACUGAACGUGUGAUUAUUCAUCCCGGCUGGAAACAAGAGGAUGACCUGAACACACGGACGAAUUUUGACAAUGACGUUGCCUUGGUGCAGCUCAAAGACCCUGUGAAAAUGGGACCCACUGUUGCCCCCAUCUGCCUGCCAGAAACCGCCUCAGACUACAACCCCUCAGAGGGUGACCUGGGGCUGAUCUCUGGGUGGGGCCGAACAGAGAAGAGAACCAAUGUUAUUCAACUCAGAGGGGCGAAGUUACCCGUAACAUCUUUAGAAAAGUGCAAGCAGGUGAAAGAGGAAAACCCCAAAGCGAGGUCAAACGACUACGUUUUCACUGACAACAUGAUCUGUGCUGGGGAAAAGGGUGUGGACAGCUGUGAGGGGGACAGCGGAGGGGCUUUUGCUCUGCCGGUCCCCAAUGUCAAGGACCCCAAAUUCUAUGUGGCUGGCCUGGUGUCCUGGGGGAAAAAGUGUGGGACCUAUGGGAUCUACACAAAGGUAAAGAACUAUGUGGACUGGAUCCUGAAAACUAUGCAGGAGAAUAGUGGGCCCAAGAAGGACUGAUCCGUAGGUGACAACACCCCUCCAGGGCAUAGCAAGGUCAUUUUUCUCAGAUCCUGGGGCGGUCCCAUUAUUUCUCAAUGAUGGAGAGAGGGUGUGGGAGCAUGGUUAACAUUGAACAUGAUUGUCAAGAAGCCUGCUUGGAGGCAGAGUUGAUCACUGAGCCGUGUUGGUUAUGCAGUUGCUAUUGCUAACAACAUGGCGGAAGCCUUUCUGUCUUGCUUCAUCCCACAGGGAUAUCUUAAAUGAUUUCCCCCUCAUUUAACCUGCUUGAAAUCCUUAUUGCUUACAGUAAAGCAUGUUUCCAAUCUGGUUCUGGCUGGCUCGAGAGCCACAGAAGGAGAGGGAAAUUUGAGGGUAUCUUGUCAUGGAAUUCAGGCAUGGGCAGGUUGUCUGAAACACUAUGCAGUCAGGGAACACAGCCUUUUUUCUUUCUAAGUGAGAUUUACCCAAUAGCUGGAAGUCAGAAUUGACUACCUUAACUUUCCUUUGUGAGUUGUUUCAAUAUGUUUCCUAGAAAUUAGUUUUCUUGUAAUCCUCCUUUGUAUCAUACAAUGUAAUGACUUAGUAAAAGAGAAAUUGAACAUUGAAAAAAAAA